Chaetomium globosum CBS 148.51 is the source of this 2001-nucleotide messenger RNA. RefSeq lists its product as uncharacterized. Gene Ontology annotation, molecular function: endoplasmic reticulum signal sequence receptor activity; 7S RNA binding; signal recognition particle binding. NCBI's taxonomy places the organism in Eukaryota, Fungi, Ascomycota, Sordariomycetes, Sordariales, Chaetomiaceae. The record is from RefSeq and is a predicted model, not a curated record. Gene Ontology annotation, cellular component: signal recognition particle, endoplasmic reticulum targeting. The transcript has 2 exons. The coding region runs from base 1 to 2001 and encodes 666 amino acids. Gene Ontology annotation, biological process: SRP-dependent cotranslational protein targeting to membrane.
AUGGAUAUCACCAAAUUCGUGAUCUCUCUCAGAGAGAAGGCACUGCUGUACGGUGACUACUCGACAUACUGGUCGCAGCUGUCAGGCAAGCUGCUCAACAGUCGCAAGAAACUCAACAUUGCGACCAAGAGUCGUGGGAAAUUCAACCCCAAGGCACCCCUCACCCCUGAGCAAAUCGCCGAGAAUCAUGAAUACGUUUACCUCCAGCUGCUGACGGCCGAGCGGGCAUGGGCCCACGCCAUGUCCAUGAAGGCUUCCCACACGGCCGACACCAAGGGCAUGACGGGCAAGGCUCGGUCGCACAUUGUUUCGAGGCUCGAGAAAGGUGCCCGCACCGCCGAGCGGCUGGCCCAGGCUCUCUCAUCGAGCGCGAGCGGCGCAUCCCCCGCCAACACCCUCGACGCCCGUGCCUACGCCGCCUUGCUCAGGGGAGCGGCCUUGUUUGAGAAGCAGAGCUGGGAUGCGUGCCUCAAGAGCUACGCGGUAUGCCGCAUCAUCUAUAGCGCACUUGCGACUUCCGCGAAGGGCGACGUCUUCAAAGAUCUGCUGUCCGAGACCAUCGACCCGCCUCUACGUUACGCCGCGUACCAAGCCAAGAUCCCACGCACGCAGCCCAUCCCUACCAUUGCACGAAAAGCCUUUGAGUCCGCCGACCCCGAACUUGCAGACCAGAUCAAGGAAUUAAACCCCGCCGUUCUAGAACACGGCGACCCUGAUGCAACGAAGGGGGCUGAGGGAGCUCCGACCACCCUGACAUGGCGGGGUAGAGAGGUCAAGAUCGAAGACGCCGCUAUCGCCGUCGCCUGGGCUGCCGUGGGCACGGCGAGAGGUCAACUGUCUGAGAGGCUGGCAACAGCAGGGACGCUACAUCCAAAGGACAUGGCCGCAGCCUACGACGAGAUUCUGAUUGCGAGCCAGGACGCCGUCGAUGCUACUAAGCAGGCCAUUGACGAGCUAAGAGCUGAGGGUGUCACACAAGGCGAUGCGCGCAUGCAAAGCCUUCAGAUUACGCGGACGGCCGUGAACUACGAAAUGAUCAGCUGGCGUAUUGGCCGCAACAGGGUCUUGGUGGGCGAAAAUGACGGCGUGAAGAUGGAAUUUGGACCCACCUCGCGAAGGAAAAGGCAGACGGAAGAAUCAGAAGCAGACAGAAGCAGAGAUGAAGCACCGGGUCGGCAAAUCGCUAGGCUAAAGGAGAAAGUCGUGCUGUACGACGGUAUCUUGCAGAGUCUGGAAUCCAUCAAGGAGCUUCCCGGCGUAGCCAACGAUCAAGACCUAUCCGGGCGGCUAGAAGCGACGUCGCAGUAUUUCGCUGCCCUCAAGUAUGUCCCCCUCUUUUUUUACGCCCUCUCGCUUUCACCAAACAGUCAACUAACCCCCCAAAGAUCCCUUACCAUUGCCCGAUCCCACGCCAUCGCCGGCAACACCGUCAACUCCCUCGCUCUAACCAAGCACGCCCUCAACCAAACCACCGCCGCCACCCCCUCCAUCUCAGGCCCCCAAAACGACGACGCCGAGGACGACGCCUUCACCCCGCGCAACAUCCAAGUCUUCAAGCGCGACCUCGCCCUGCUGCACGACACCCUUACCGGCGAGCUGCAGCGCGGCCGCGCCCUGGUCGAGAUCUUCAACUCGGCCAACACCAAAUCCGCCGCCCAGCCCUCCACCACCACCACCACCGGCAAACCGCCGCUGUCCAGCCGCCUAAACGACUACCCAGCCGGCGGCGUCGACCUCGAGAACAUUGUGACCUACCCGCCGCGCCUCGAGCCCUUCCCCGUGAAGCCGCUGUUCCUGGACGUCGCCUGGAACUACAUCACCUACCCCGGAAAGGGCGGUGCUGACCAGCAGCAGCCGCAGCAAGUAGGCGUCGCGGAGAGCGCUGCCGCCGCUGGCGGUAGGGUGCAGCAGCAGGAGGAUGAGGGCGAUGCCGGUGCUGGCGUGGCGGAGUCAGAGGCCAAGCCGCAGAAAAGGGGAUGGUUCGGGUUUGGGCGGUCUUGA